This is a messenger RNA of Serinus canaria (Common canary), 1497 nucleotides long. It is a transcript of the gene RSPH3, whose product is annotated as radial spoke head 3. Gene Ontology annotation, cellular component: cilium. Lineage: Eukaryota; Metazoa; Chordata; Aves; Passeriformes; Fringillidae. The record is from RefSeq and is a predicted model, not a curated record.
CCCGCGCCGCCCGCGGCCGCCGAACCGCGCACGCGCCGCGCGUUGCCCGGGAGACGGACGCCGUUAGCGCUCCCUCGCGCGCCCGCCCCGCGCGGAGCCGGAGCCGCAGCAUGGAGCCCACCAUGGGGCCCGCCCAAGCGGCCGCCGACGGGCCCUACAGCUUCUCCAUCCAGCCCCGCUCCCUGCCCCCCCGCCCCAAGUACCGAGAGCAAUCCAAUGCCGCCGAGACGUGAGUGCCGGUGUCCGGCGGGCCGUGCCGCCCGCCCCGGGCCGCUGCCCUGCUGCCUUCCGCGCCUUUCCCCUGAGCCCGGCUCCCUUCCCGAGGAGCGCAGCCCGCGCCGCCUCGCCUUUCUCCCGCCGGCCGGGGGGAAGCCGCAAGUGGCGCUGUCUGUGCUGUGCCGCAGGGAGAAGGUGCGCUACGGCAACAUCAUGAUCGACCCGAGAGUGGUGCGCGGAAACGUUCUGUCCGUCCGUCCUCCCCCACCGCAGAGUACCGAGUCCCUUACCCUUGAGGCUAAAAAGCAGAGGAGAGCACAGAAACACUCAUUGACCAGAAGGCUUACACAAGAGCAAAUUCAGCCAGGAACGCCGGAGCCGGUGGAGGGCAGAGUACAUGUUCACGUGCAGACAGAACUGUAUUUGGAAGAGAUUAGUGAUCGGAUAAUAGAGGUUGAUGUAGAGUGUCAAACAGAUGAAUUUUUGGACAGACCUCCCACUCCACUCUUCAUACCAGCCAAAUCAGGACAAGAUGUGGCCACUCAAAUAGAAAAAGGAGAGUUGUUUGACUUUGAUAUUGAAGUGAAGCCGAUCCUGGAGGUGUUGGUUGGAAAAACAGUUGAGCAGGCUUUGCUGGAAGUCAUGGAAGAAGAGGAGCUGUCCCAGCUGUGGGCACAUCAGCGUGCCUUCGCAGAACUGCGUAAUGCAGAGUUUGCUGAAUUACAGCGCUUGGAAGAGCAGGACAGGCGAAUCAGAGAGGAGAAGGAACGUCGCAGGCUGGAGCACCUGGAAAAGCUGCGGAAACAGAAAGAGACUGCAGAGAAAAUUGCAGCUCGGGCAUUUGCUCAGCGUUACCUGGCUGAUCUCAUUCCCUCAGUUUUCAACAAUCUUCAUGACAGUGGAUUUUUUUAUGACCCUAUAGAAAGAGAUAUUGAGACAGAAUUCCUUCCAUGGCUGAUGUCAGAAGUGGAAGAAGAACUACAGAAGAAGGUUCUGGGAAGGACGAUGCUUGACUCUUUGAUUCGUAUGGUGGUUGAAAAGCGCUUAGAUGAAUUUAGCCAUCCACCUCCACCUGCUCAAACAAGGGCACAUGCUGAAGAGCCCGGGACAACAGAUGCAGAUCCCAAGAUGUCUGGUGAGGAGGAUGCUGCUGACCAACCAGUUGCUGAGAAAGAAGAGACUGACCAACCUGUUGCUGAGGAAGAGCCUUGAGAUUCCACCUCUUCUCUGUUAGAAGAAUAAGGUCAAGAAGGAACAGCAGAUUUGGAAACUGAGUAACAA